GUUUAUGGAUUAGGGAAUCAUCUGGUAACAUAAAUAAUAUUUUAAGAGUCGUGUCCAAAGUAAAAAACAAUACGUACACUAAAUGUCUAAACACCUCGUAAAUAUCCUAAUUGAUGACCUGUUUCGUUUUGCUUUUCAUUUGAUCAAGUGUCAUAAUGCAGAGAAAGUAAUUACUACAAACAAACCUCGGCGUAUGAAAUGACUAACCAUUUUCUUCAAGACGUUUGCUUAAUCGUAUUAUUAGAUGAGUGAACUGUAAUCAGUAUUCGUGUGUGAGAGGGCUUUGUAUUGCGAUUGAUCGAAAAAGGAAUUUCUAAUUAACUCAAAUUUUGAAAAUUUUGUGCCUUGUUAAUUUUCUGGAAUAACAAGGAAUGCUUUUGUCAGCACGGUUUGUGAGUCAGAAAUUGUUUGUUGGUCCACGGUUGCGUUGGGUAACAUGUAAGCUAAAAAAUCUUAAGCAAAUGUUCCAGAUCUUAAAUCGUUGUUGUUAGCACACACAAACUCUUAAUAACUUUGAUCUAUUUGCUUCCUCCUCCGUAAAAAUAAACUGAAGCAUAUUUUCAACUCUCCUUUCCUUGUCUUUCAAUUCAUCUCUAACUAUAUUUUCUCCAGAAAAUUACAUUUCGUCAACCUCCGCGUUGAAGCGUUUUGUUUUAGUAAGUAACAAAAUCCUUACGGUCAACAUUGGGCAAAAACUUAUAAAGUUUGCGACAAACAAAACGAAAUUUUAUACAAAGAUUGCAAGGCUGGCUGGCCAGUUCUCUACAAUCAUUACAAUUUUAAAUUCGCUGGGCGAAUGAAAUAUUCUUGUUCCUAAAGUUACAUGUUCGAGUCGCACUAUAGUUAUUGAAAAAACCUUAGAAAAACAAAUAUUGAAGAGAUUUGUGUGCGCUUUGUAAACACUUGUGCGUAAAAGAUCUCAUUGCAUCUGUCUUCCUUUACUACAAGAAGAAACAAAAUCGAAAAGAAAUGUCGAAAACGUUGGUGUUAUUUAUAACCACUUUGCUUUGUCUAUUUUGUUAUGCAUGGUCAAACGAUAUCUUAGACAAGAACCAAAAUAAUGACUUUUAUGCAAAAAACUACAAAUGUCCAGAAGGAUGGCAACAACGUUGUGAAAAAUGCUACCUGGUCGUAAAAGAGGAAAAAACAUGGACAGAUGCAAGAUACCAUUGCAAACAAAGAGGUGGCGAUCUUGUCACUAUCAAGGAUUUUGCCACAAAUAUGUUUUUGACGAGAUACGUAACAUCUGUGAGUGAUUCAACAAGAACAAUAUGGAUUGGUUUAAAUGAUAGAGUGAAUGAAGGGGAGUUCCAAUGGGCAGAUGGUUCAGAAGCAGUUAAACAAGAGUUUCGUUGGUACCCAGAUGAGCCUAAAGAUUCAACUCCUGGAGAGGAUUGUGUGGAAAUGUAUGUACGGUCUCAUCAAUAUCUUUGGAAUGAUGCACCUUGUGGUGACAAUCUUCAUUUUGUGUGUCAGAUUGACGGAUGUGUAAAUGGAACUCAGCGUUGUGAUAAUGGUAAAUGCGUUUCCAAACAAAAAAUAUGCGAUGGUGUUAACGACUGUGGUGAUAACUCUGAUGAGAAAAAUUGUUGUAAGUUUUAUUUGAAAUUUUUGUGUUAAUGUUUUAUUGAUGUAAAAUUUGUUUUGUAUUUGUAUUUUUUUUUCUACCUUUCUCUUAUUAAGUACAUAAAUGUCACUGUAC
Hydractinia symbiolongicarpus is the source of this 1702-nucleotide messenger RNA. RefSeq names its product collectin-10-like. The coding region runs from base 970 to 1620 and encodes 216 amino acids. Gene Ontology annotation, molecular function: protein binding. The transcript is spliced from 6 exons. The record is from RefSeq and is a predicted model, not a curated record. NCBI's taxonomy places the organism in Eukaryota, Metazoa, Cnidaria, Hydrozoa, Anthoathecata, Hydractiniidae.